AUGGCACUUUACAAAAUUAUUGGUGAAGAAGAGUUUCCUGUUAGUUUCGACGAUGAAGUUUUCCACGUUGCUCCAUAUUUCCCUGGCUUAAAACUUGCAAAGAAUGAUUUUGAACCUGAAUUUUCACAUCCUGGACCCGGUGAGCACACUAAUUUCUACACGGAGGAAUUCAUUGCAACAGAAAACAGUCACGGUAUCAUUAUGAAUAGUUUCCGGGAACUCGAACCAGAAUUUGUGGACCACUGGAACAGAGAAGCUUUGCCUAGAGCUUGGUGUAUUGGACCACUCUGCCUUGCAUCUGAGAAAAAGGUUGUGUCCGAACGAAACAGCAGACCCAUGUGUACUCAAUGGCUUAAUGAAAUGUCAAAGAUGGAAAAACCAGUCUUGUAUGUUGCAUUUGGGUCGGUUAUAGAAAUGACAAUUGAGCAAUAUAGAGAAAUUGCAAUUGGAUUGGCGAACUCUGGGGAAACUUUCUUGCCAAUGUUGGGGUUUCCAAUAACAGCUGAUCAACAUUUGAAUGCAAGAAUGAUUGAAGAGUAUUUUAGAAUUGGUGUUAAGGUUGUAACAAGAACUGGUUCCGUUCGCGGGUUUUUUGAUUCGGAGUGUAUUGAGAAGAAAGUGAAAGAACUGACGAAUAUAGAAGAUGAGAAAUGGAAGGAAAUGUCGAAGAAUGUGAAGAAGCUCAGUGAAAGAGCUAGAGAUGCAAUGGAGGUAGGAGGGUCUUCUUGGCAUAGUCUAAACUUGCUGAUCGAUGAGGUUGUUUAUGGCAAGGAAAAUUUAAAGAUUAUAUAA
This is a messenger RNA of Papaver somniferum (opium poppy), 792 nucleotides long. Its product is annotated as UDP-glycosyltransferase 90A1-like. The coding region runs from base 1 to 792 and encodes 263 amino acids. The record is from RefSeq and is a predicted model, not a curated record. The transcript is spliced from 2 exons. NCBI's taxonomy places the organism in Eukaryota, Viridiplantae, Streptophyta, Magnoliopsida, Ranunculales, Papaveraceae.